Molecule: messenger RNA, 1625 nt
Organism: Mytilinidion resinicola
Lineage: Eukaryota; Fungi; Ascomycota; Dothideomycetes; Mytilinidiales; Mytilinidiaceae
Exons: 1
Coding region: 212-1483 (423 amino acids)
Source: RefSeq, a predicted model, not a curated record
CAACAACUCAGCCGCAAUCUCUAAUACUAGUGGUGGUUUCAUUCAAUUCGCCACAGGCACCAUUUCCGCCUUCAUCAGUCAAAUUCGCGCAAGCUUUUUUUUUUUUAGAAUAGUCUGGAAACCUGGUCAACUGUAACAACAGUAAUGCACUUCCUAAGCAAGAGGGGGACGACCACAAGUGCUUAAAUGGGGUAUCAGCAACAGCACAAACAUGAGGAUUUUACCCUUUCGCGGCGGCUUAGCUACAAAUGCAACCUUCAAACAACAAGUGCGAAGAGCACCGAAGUCCAGCAAAAGUCCGGUCUCACCGAAACCCCGGAUGAACUGGCAGACCUUCGAUCCCACGGAAGGCGCUACAAAUCCUAAACGAGACCAGCGUCUUAAAACUCUGGCGAAAACGCUAGAAUCAGCGAGACGAAAACUCGAAACCGCAACACCGGAAAGCCUUGAACUGGACACACAUAGGCUGGCCCUAGUUGAAAACCGGGCUCGGUUCGCAGAGUGGUACGAACCUUUUGAACGGGUAUACGAAGAUCUCUCACGACUCUACGAAGUCCUAGCAAAGUGUCCGUUUCCGGGUUUGCGUCAAGCUAGGGCACGGAUCCGACCUGGAACGGAGCUGAGCCGCGAUAUCCUACAUCUCAAGAUGAAUCUCUACCCGAUCUUGGAAGGCCUUCAAUCCGAAAAAUAUCGCGCAUACUUGAAAAUACGAAAUGACGCAACGCCUCUCUUUUCCCUCGCAAUUGAGAGUUCGGAAUUCACAGAGCAAGCAGUUCGAGAUCUUAUCACUCAGUCACCUAACGAAAACACUCUUAGAGACAUCUUCUCAAACUAUCCAUCUUUUACAAUCCCUUCCAAAGGGAUUGCACGCAAACUGUUUGUGGCCGAAGGAAAGUUCGACAGAGCGUUGCAGACAUCACUGAGAAAGCUGUCUCGAGAUACACAUCCAGUGCAAACAGCAUGGUCAAUUAAGCACCGCAUGCAAUCAUUGACAGAGUCUGCUUCAAAUAAAGUGGAUUCAGAGUCUAAGCAAGUCAGCUCUAGUCAAAUCGCGCUGUGGGUCCAGGAACUGCAAGAACUCGAACGCCGUAAGGAGCUCCAACGCCCCAAACAUCCUCCAGGAUUGAUACGGCGUAUUUCAAACCGUGAAAGAGACCAGCAGGAGGCUCUUCGGGUGAGAAUAUCUCGACUUGAGCAACUUCUCGAAGAGCUGAAAGGCAAGAUGAUUGACGGCCCCUCGCUUCGUUCUUCUCUGCCAGCGAAAGUUGGAGCGAACGAGGUCGAUAAGUCGCUUCGUAAACCUAAGCGGAAGCGCCCUCGAAAAAUAGGGUUGACUCCCUCUCUAAGACCUCCAAGACCUCGCCUUAUUGCUACAAAAUCUCACAAACAGGAGAGCGAACAUUUGGACUCUGGAGACUCUGAAAAGUCCAACCAGUCUGAACCCAGUUUUAUACCCGGUUUUCCUCACUUCCACCUCCGGUAGUGUUGUUAUGGUCUCGGACUGUUAGAAGCGCCGGCCUCUCUAGUGUCAGUUGGUUAAACAAAUCUGCUGGCCUGGUGUAUAUUCUGUACCCUAAAUUUGUUACUCGAAGCGUGAGGUCGAUUCAUUCGAUGUUGAAAUAAAU